Lottia gigantea (owl limpet) is the source of this 4097-nucleotide messenger RNA. RefSeq lists its product as hypothetical. Gene Ontology annotation, cellular component: plasma membrane; nucleosome. Gene Ontology annotation, molecular function: guanyl-nucleotide exchange factor activity; protein heterodimerization activity; structural constituent of chromatin. The transcript is spliced from 22 exons. Lineage: Eukaryota; Metazoa; Mollusca; Gastropoda; Lottiidae. The record is from RefSeq and is a predicted model, not a curated record. The coding region runs from base 483 to 4097 and encodes 1204 amino acids. Gene Ontology annotation, biological process: Ras protein signal transduction; positive regulation of GTPase activity.
AAUCUGGGCGAAAAAAUAAUAAAAAAAGCUAAAUUUACGUCGUCAAAAUCUGAUAUUUGUUUGUACGUAGCAUGAAUUUAAUAAAGGAUACAUAGAUAUGACAUCUUCUUCUAAGAUAAUAAGCUGAUCAAAUGUGUCAGCAAAUCAGUGAAGAUUGAACUGAAAAUGAAACGAAGUUGGAAGUCAAAAUAAAAAUAAAUGCGACUGUUAUUUGUUGACAUUGUUUUGGAAUCUUAGACAUUUGGUUUUAUAUAUUGAUGCCUUAAAUCAUGUAGAAGAAUAUUAUUUUACCAUUCUUAUCGAUGGAAUUAACUUCUUUGAUAAGACAUAUAGGAUGUGCCAAAUGCUAAGGAAUAUUGAGAAAGAACUAAAGCUAAAACAAAACAUGGCAUUUAUUGUUUACAAGCUUGACAUUAUUCAAAGAAUUACUUGAUUGAGGUCAUUUUCAAGUACUGCAGAUACCAUCAAUUAAAAUAAAACCAAUGGUACAAACAACCAUGUCUCAGCAGAAAGGUGGAAUGUUUAUUGGCGCUGGAUCAAAUUUGGAUAAUACAAUAGCCCUCUUCUCUGAUGAGCAACGUAAUAAGUGGAAGGGAAUCUUUAUAAAUCUGUUAAAGAUGGUUCAGCGCCAAGUUCAUCCUGACCUGAGUGCAAAAGAAGAUGCAUUAGAAUAUAUUGAGAGCCUAAUGGUUCAUUUAAUAGUUUCUCUAUGUUCAAGUCAACCACAGAAAGUACAAGAUAUUGAAGAUAGAGUUCAGAAGACAUUUCCUGACCCUAUUGAUAAAUGGGCAAUACAAGAAGCUAAAGGUGCUCUGGAGAAAUACGUUCAGACAAAAGGAAAGAAAGGAUCAAAUAAUAACCAGUCCAGUUUGCCUGUUGAUAAAGUUCAUCCUUUGUUGAAGGAGUUACUGGGAUAUAGAGUAGAUUAUAAUGUAGCUGUGUAUAUGGUAGCAGUAUUAGAGUAUAUAGCUGCUGAUAUACUCAAGUUUACUGGUACAUAUGUUAAGAAUAUUAGACAUAAUGAAAUAACAAGACAAGAUGUAAAAGUGGCAAUAUGUGCAGAUCAGGUUUUAAUUGACAUGUUUUCACAAGAGGAAGAUUUAAAUCUUGUCAUAGAAAGUGAACCUGUACAUCAUGAAUCAUUGAAAUAUGAAGAUAUUGUUAAAGAGUUUAUUUUAGAAGAAACACAAUAUUUACGUGAUUUAAAUAUGAUUAUUAAAGUAUUCAGAGUUCCUUUUGUUGAAUUGUUUCCCAGAAGCAAGGAUUUAGAGGUAAUAUUUAGUAAUAUAUUAGAUAUCUAUGAUUUAACAGCUAAAUUAUUAAGUUUAGUUGAAGAUCAAGUAGAGAUAUCUGAUGGAAAAGAAACACCCUACGUUGGUACAUGUUUUGAAGAUAUAGCAGAGGGUGAAGAAUUCAAUGUAUAUGCUAAGUAUGUAGAAGAUAUGAUGGCACCUAGAGGUAAAGAAAGAUUAUAUACCUUACUACAGAGAGAAGAUGUCGAAGCAGAAAUGAAGAAAUCUGGUAGUGGAUUUAAGAUAGCUGUUAAAUAUGUCUUACCUAAAUUAUUAUUAGGACCUCUCUAUCAUUGUUUACAUUAUUUUGAAGUUAUUGAUAAACUAAUAGAAAGCAGUCAGAGUGAAGAUGAUCAAGAUUGUUUAGAACAAGCUAAUAGUUUACUUCAAGCACUAAAAGCAUCCAUGGAAAGAAAGUUUGGUGGAAAUGUUCCAAAGAGAAAAACAUGGGAAAUGUCUUUACGACUACAAAGUCGAUUUGGCAGACCUGAAGUUCUUGAGAAAAUGCAAGAAAUUCAACGCAGUAUUGAAGGGUGGGAAGGUAAAGCAAUAUGGCAGAGUUGUAGUGAAUUUAUUAUGGAAGGAGAAUUAACUAAACAUACUGGUAGAAGACCGUCAGAUAGACAUGUAUUUUUAUUUGAUAAUUUAAUUAUACUGUGUAAACAAACCAGAAGAUCAUCUAUAACAGGUUCCUCUGCUGAAUAUAAACUAAAAGAGAGAUAUUUUAUCAGAAAAAUUGAAAUCAGAGAUAGAGAUGACUUUGAUGACUUACGUCAUGUUAUUGAGUUACAUCCUAGAGAUCACCCUGUAUUAUAUCUUACUGCCAAAUCAAUAGAAGAUAAAGCCAACUGGAUGGCAGCCUUAGUUUCAUUACAAACUAGAAGUAUGUUAGAGAGAACAUUAGAUAGUAAACUAAAAGAAGAAGAAAAACAACAUCCUCUCUGUCUCCCUUCUCCUGAUAAAUAUAGAUUUGCCGAAGAAAAUUCAGAAGAAAAUAUAGUAUUUGAAGAAAACCAAGACUCUUCCAUUGAAAGUCCUCUAAUUAAAGGAGGUCUCCUCGUUAAGUUAAUUGAACGGCUCACAUAUCAUAUGUAUGCAGAUCCUAAAUUUGUUCGUACAUUUCUGACAACUUAUAGAUCAUUCUGUAGUCCACAUGAACUCUUAGAUCUACUAAUUGAGAGAUUUGAUAUACCAGAUAUAGAAGUAUGUAAUGAUGAUAUUUCUACUAACACUGUUGAAAUUGAUCCUAAUCUUAAAACAAGAGAAGAUUUAAAGAGAUUUCGUAAAGAAUAUGUUAAACCUGUUAAAUUUAGAAUGGUAAAUGUACUCAAACAUUGGGUAGAUCAACAUUUUUAUGAUUUUGAACGAGAUGAAACCUUACUUACCAAGUUAAAAGAUUUUCUGGCAACUGUUAAAGGCAAAGCAAUGAAGAAAAUGGCGGAAUCCAUUUUGAAAGUUAUUUGUAGAAGAAGAGAGAGUGUGAAUGCUGAAAGAGAAAUAACAUAUCAAACAGAAUUACCUGCUAUAGAAUGGCAUCUGACUAAAAUAUAUACUGAAUUUGACUUAAUGACAUUACAUCCAGUAGAGAUAGCUAGACAAGUAACAUUGUUAGAAUUUGAUCUAUAUCGUGCUGUACAACCAUCAGAAUUAGUGGGUAGUGUUUGGAUUAAAAAAGAUAAAGAGAAAACAUCACCCAAUCUUUUAAAGAUGAUACAUCAUUCUACUAUGUUUACAUUUUGGAUGGAGAAAUGUAUUAUUGAAGCUGAUAAUCUAGAAGAAAGAGUCACUGUUAUGUCACGUAUUAUAGAGAUUAUGUUAGUGUUCCAAGAACUUAAUAAUUUUAAUGGUGUAUUAGAAGUUGUUAGUGCAUUAGUUUCAGCCCCAGUUCAUCGUUUAGAACAUACUUUUAAGGAAUUACCACAUAAACUGUAUAAAUGUUUUGAUGAGGCUAAAGAAUUAAAUUCUGAUCAUUAUAAAAAAUAUACAGAGAAAUUACGUUCUAUUAAUCCUCCUUGUGUUCCUUUUCUUGGAAUGUAUUUGACAAUUAUAUUGUUAACUGAAGAAGGCAAUCCAGAUUUUCUACAGAAUCGUCCAAAAGGUCUGAUCAAUUUUAGUAAGAGAAGAAAGGUUGCUGAAAUUACUGGUGAAAUACAGCAAUAUCAAAACCAACCUUAUUGUUUACGAGUUGAACCUUCUAUAAGAGAAUAUUUUGAAAAGUUAAGUCCAUUAAAUGGUAUGACUGAGAAAGAGUUUGUGGACUAUUUAUAUGAAAGAUCAUUAGAUAUUGAACCUAGAGGAGCUAAGCAGGCUACUAAAUAUCCUAAGAAAUACCUAGACUACUCAUUGAAAUCACCUGGUGUUAAAUUAUUAUCUGGUCAAAGACAGAGUUUAUCACGAUCCAGUCAAUCCUUUCCAUUUAAUAUUCCAAAGACUUCCGAGGACGAUGACUCCUCCUCCCCAUCAUGUGCUACUCCUCCUACCCCAAGCACACCCCACACACCAACAGCCCUUGGAGCUGGGGAUGGAUCAUUACAUGGUAGUACAUAUACAAUAUCAAGUUCUAAUACAAUUGUUGGUAGUUUUGGUAGUGAGUCAUCAUUUGAUAUCUCACAAGUCAGUAUUGAUGGUAUAGGUAAGCAUGAACAUUACUUAUCUCUUGUUCUAGGUUCUGUUGUGACUCGGCCAGUAAGAAAUGAAAUGAAAUGGAGUUUUACAUCCUACUUUUCUGCACCAUUUGGGCUAAUGAAGACGGGCAACGCCAUGCAGAGUGCAAUGAGGGAAAUUUCUGCACGACAGAUGCAUUAA